CAGAACAUUCUUGGAUUUAAAUUAUAUAUAAAUUACAGAAAAUGAUAAUGGAGUUAACAUAGAUAGUCAAGUCAACAAAACAAAAUUUUGAUGAUCACCAAGAUAAACCCCGACACCUUUUAUUUUGGUUCGACACUAUUCUCACAACUUAAGGUCCAAGUGAUUUCGACUAAUAUUCCCGGAAACUUAAUAAACAAGUGUAGAAAGUUCAACUGAUCGAUUGUUUUCAAUAAAAUAAGCUGACCCACAGCACUUGACCUGAGAAAUCCACACGUAAAUGGUCCGAAAUAAGCUCCUUGCAGUUUAAGUUGCAAUGGACCUUGAUGUGUGUGUGCGUGUCUCUCUCGCUCGCUAUAUAUAUUGCUCAUCUCAUGCACAAUGGAAAGAGAAAAUUAGCACACAAAAAAAAAAGAGAAAAAUAAACAAGUAAGAAUCCAUGGGAGAAACUUUGUAUAGCAACGUCACUUAUGUUGCGGUAAAUCAAGAUUUUCGAGAAAGUAAACUAAAUUUGUUAUGGACAUUGAAGACUCUUCGUGUUAAGAAGCUCUGCCUUCUUCAAGUUCAUAUUCCAUUUUCGCUGAACCCUUCUUCAUGUGGGCUUGAUGAAAGUGAGAUCAACGCAAUCCAAGAUUCAGAGCUGAAAACUUCAUAUGAUAGCCUUUACAAGUACCGUGAUAUCUGCACAAACGAAGGGGUUAAUGAAAAAGAUGUGGGUAUAUCACUGGUAUCAGGAUAUGGUGUUGGUGAAGAGAUUGUGAAACUCAUCAAUCAAAACAAUAUCAAGAAGCUCGUUAUGGGAGCAGCAGCUGAUCCUCAUUAUUCCAGGGGAAUGUCUAUCACAUCUAGAAAAGCAGAGUACGUGAGUCAACAUGCACCUACUCGCUGUAAAAUUUGGUUCAUCUGCAAAGGGAAACUAAUCAAGACAAGAGAAGGAAGUUUCGACCUUGGAAAUCCAUCGGAUUCGUUCACAGAACUCCAUACUUCAACUCAGAACCCAAACAAAGGAAACGAUCCAGAUAAAGAUCAUUCUGUAAGCAAUGGGAGCGAAGCAGACUGUGCUCCCGAAGAUUAUCUUUGUCCCAUUUCAAAGGACAUAAUGAGAGAUCCUCAUGUGGCUGCUGAUGGUUUCACGUACGAGGCCAAGAAUAUCAGAUACUGGCUAAAUAUAGGGAAUAAUACGUCGCCAAACACAGGAGCAAGGCUCGCUCAUCGCGAUCUUACCCCAAACUACACUCUUCGUUCACUCAUCAAGGACUGGCUGCAGCACCAUCCAAAUUAUAAACAUUGAUAUAUAUAUAUAUAUGUUGGAGAUAAAUUUAAAUGUCGAUUAUAUUGUGAGUUUUGGAAUCUCUUUGUGAGAACAAUAUAUAUGAUAUAUGCCCUUUUUCAAAAAAAAAAAAACAAUAUAUAUGAUAUAAUACCUUCAGAUGACCUCUUAGCGUGAUGUAAUUAGAAGUCAAUAUUUAUAGUGUAUGUAGAACUGUCAGUCGUAUAACUGUCUAUUUAACAUUUCUCAGUUAACCAACUUGAAAAAAAAACUCUUAUCAAAUGUAGUUUGGACCAAAUGUUGUUUAAGCAUGAAACACAAUGGAAUUAAUUCUUUGCUCUACUAUUAGAUACCAACAUUGUUGGUCAUAAAGAUCUAAGCUCUUUUUUCCAAAAUAUCUAAUCUUUCUAUAAACCAAUUUAAAUCAAAGGAUCAAAUCAAAUCAGAAAUGAUUAUUUUACCAAAAAAAAAUCAGAAAUGAUUGAUAGAUUGGUGCAAUUAGUAGUAACACAUGAAAUUUGCAGUAUUGAGCAAAACAGAGUGACACUACUUCUUGUGACCCAUACAAGUACGUAAUUUUUCAUGCUCUUUAGACUCACUCACUCACGAGUCACUUGAGAGAGAGAGAUCUUUUACAGUUGAUAAAAAAAGCUUCUUUCUCUUCACAUGGAUUUAGAGAACUUCAACAAAGCCGCCUUCUUCGUCUCUCUCUCUCUGGUUCUUGGUCUGAUUCAUUGCAUCAUGUCUGGAGGAGAAUCAAGCUCUAGUUCUAUUCUACCGACCAUUGCAUCAAAGUUGUACCUACACACGGAGGCCGUUAUAUUCAGUACAACGUUUAUGGACAGCUCUUUGAAGUUUCAAGAAAGUAUGUCCCAUUGGUAGAGGCGCUUGUGGUAUCGUCUGGUAAGCUCUCUUCUUCUCACCAAAGCCUUCUUCUUUUUGAAUGCUCAUUGGUUCUUUAUUCUUGAGUCUCAGUGCUGCGGUGAACUCAGUGAAUGGAGAGAAGGUGGCCAUUAAAAAGAUCGGUAAUGCUUUUGAUAACAUUAUUCAUGCUAAGAGAAACUCUACAUGAAAUCAAGCUUCUCAGGCAUAUGGAUCAUGAGAAUGUAAAAAACCUUAUUCAUCAUUUCUCAUAUUUAUUUUCUUUAUCUAUAUUUUUGGUAGUCUAUUGAUCUUCAAGAACGAGAUAAACAGAGGAUAUACUCUGUUUCCUCUGUUUCGUUAUUUAAUCUUCUCAUCUUCAGGCCUUGGUUUGAUUCUUCAGGUCAUAGCCAUCAAAGAUAUUGUAAGACCUCCGCAACGAGAUAUCUCUCAACGAUGUCUACAUUGUCUAUGAGUUAAUGGACACUGAUCUUCAGCGAAUCCUACGUUCUAACCAAACCUUAAGCCAUGAUCAAUGCCCGUUUCAUUGUAUACCAGCUCUUAAGAGGACUCAAGUACGUGCACUCAGCCAACAUAUUACAUCGUGAUCUAAGGCCAAGCAACGUGCUGCUUAACUCGAAACACGAGCUCAAGAUUGGUGAUUUUGGGCUUGCGAGAACAACUUCACUGACUGAAUAUGUAGUCACACGGUGAUACAAAUGAGAAAGAAAUUAUCGGUUAUCAUAACUUAAACUUAAUGCGUAGAUAACAACAGCGAAUGAGGAUCCAACCCCGGAAGCAAAAGACUUCUAUAAAAACUUCACACACAAACUAAGUCAUAACCCUGGGCCAUUGUUUACACAUCCGCCCAUAAAGGAAACCCAAGAAAACCCUCAUAGUCAAGGGCCCCAGGUUCUCGGCCCGAGUUGUGAUACAAAUACAAUCAUACGAAAACAGAUUAUUAGUGUUGAUAUGGACCAUAUGGUUUUGCUAAUGGUGUGUGCUAAGAAAAAGGACACGUAAAUAGUUUUCACGAAAAAGGACAAAGAAACAUAAUUUAUUGUCGACACGUCUUCUUCAACAAUCGUAACUCGUCUUAAGUUAUCGCUCACAUUUCUUUUGCAAUAAGUCUUCGUCCUUUUUGGUUAUAAAAAUAUCACUUAUCCACCAUCAUUCUUCUUAGAAAGUUUUUUUUUUUUUUUGCUAAAAUUUGGUGCAUAUAUUAUAAAAGUGGCAAAAGCAUACAUAAAAUGUGAAUAUUACAUUUUGCUUUAGUGGAUAAAGAUAGUGAUUUCCAUCUGCAGCCCAUUUUGACGUUGGCUAGAUAGUAAAGCGUGGCCCACUUAAUUCCUUUUGUCCUAGAGAAAGCCCAAUUUGUUUAAGUUUACGAACAGAUCGUCGUCUUCCGUAGAGAGGGUAAUUGGAUGGUCUCACACAAGGGAAAACCAGAGUUGCAUGCACGCACUUGAUUCUACUGGAUCAGAUUCACGCAAAGAUGAGAGACGAUUUUUGAUUAAGGAGGAGAUGGUUGAGAGGAUAGCUUCCUGAGACUUGUAACAAGAUCGAUGAAGUCUGUUGUUGCGUUCGCGCCAUAAUUCAUGAAUCAAGGCUUGCCAAGCUAGAAGUGUGAGAUAGCGCAGUCGGUUGUCGCCAGUAUACCGGAUCAGUGCUUGCAAAGUAUCAUCCCAUUCGUCAGAUGUAAUGGAAAAUCGAAGCUUCGACGCAAGGUUUCUCCAAAUUCCUGCGGAAAAAGAACAACAGAAGAAAAUAUGGUUCCUGCUCUCUGGAUGUAGAUUGCACAAGAGACAGAGGGGGUCUGUCUGCAAUCCCCAAGCUAGUAGUCUGUUGCGUGUAGGGCAUCUAUCCAGCACAAACAUCCAAGUAAGAGUUUUAAACUUUGGAAUUCCUUUCUUUAGCCAGACCACUGAGUUCCAAGGAACCAGAGGCUUCGAUUCCCUUAGAUAGUUGUAAACUCUAGCUGACACAAACUUGUUGUUUAUUGCAGCUGCAGUUUGCAGGUUGCCCCAUUCCGGAUUGUCCAUGCGAUCUGAGAGAGAGAUAGUUGAAAGAAAAACUUGAACCUGCUCCAUUUCCUGAGAUCUUGCUGGACCAAUAUCCCAAGAUUCUCCAGUCCACAGCGAGGCUAAAGUUGAAGAGAGGGGAAUACCAUACUGUCUCGGUCCGUUAUGACCAACAAAGUUGAUUAACUGGCCGAAUGGAGACCAAGGUGUUGUCCAGAAGAAGAUUGAAUUCCCAUUUCCUGGUAAUAUUCUCAUCCAAUUAGUUGCAGUUUGUCGCAAUCUCAGUAUCUGUUUGAAUAGCCAAGUCUGUGAUUGAUUCUCUUUCAUUGACCAGAAACAUUUAUCUUUAAUAACAUUCUGGUGGAUCCAUGCUACCCAGAUAGACUCUGUUCUAAAGAAGAGCAUCCAGAGGAGCUUUAGAGUGCAAGUACGGUUCCAGGAUGCAAUACUUCGAAUGCCUAAGCCUCCCUCUGCCUUAGGUGAUGUAACUGUAUCCCAGGCCACGCGAGCUGUAUAUUUUCCAUCAAGAUUGCCUUUCCACAAAAAAGCUGCACACAUCGAGUUGAUCUGGUUAAUGCAUUCCAC
This is a messenger RNA of Brassica rapa (field mustard), 4734 nucleotides long. RefSeq names its product U-box domain-containing protein 54. Gene Ontology annotation, molecular function: ubiquitin-protein transferase activity. NCBI's taxonomy places the organism in Eukaryota, Viridiplantae, Streptophyta, Magnoliopsida, Brassicales, Brassicaceae. Gene Ontology annotation, biological process: protein ubiquitination. The record is from RefSeq and is a predicted model, not a curated record.